AAGUGUCAGCCACCAAUGGCUUCUUUGCUUACACUCUUCUGUCUCUCUCUCUUAUCUCUCUCCUCCUCCUCCUCCCUAAAUCUCCGCCGUCCAAUCUUCCCUCAAUCCAUCGGUCUCGAUCUCGACCGUCCAUCUCUCGCCGCCGAUGACAUCCACGAUCUUCUCCCACGCUACGGAUUCCCGAAAGGUCUCCUUCCCAAUAACGUCAAAUCGUACACUCUCUCCGACGACGGCGAUUUCACCGUUGACCUAAUUUCUAAUUGCUACGUCAAGUUCUCCGAUCAACUCGUUUUCUACGGCAAGAAUAUUGCCGGAAAACUCAGUUACGGAUCUGUUAUAGACGUCCAUGGAAUCCAAGCUAAAGAGGCUUUCCUUUGGUUACCAAUCACCGCCAUGGAAUCUGAUCCAAGCUCUGCCACGGUUGUCUUCUCCGUUGGAUUCGUAUCCAAGACUUUACCGGUGUCCAUGUUCGAAAAUGUUCCUUCUUGCUCAAGAAACCUAAAUCUUCAAGAUUCUUGAAUCCGCCUUAAGCGAUUUCAAGAUUCUCAAAUCAAACGAUUCAUUCCUACUUUUAUGUUGGUUUUGUAUUUCAGAAGUGUAUUCAAAUUGGACACUCAAAUCGGAUUCAAAAAUGCAAAUAUUUUGCCCUAAUCAGAUUAUGUUAUAUU
Molecule: messenger RNA, 668 nt
Organism: Arabidopsis lyrata subsp. lyrata
Lineage: Eukaryota; Viridiplantae; Streptophyta; Magnoliopsida; Brassicales; Brassicaceae
Exons: 1
Coding region: 16-519 (167 amino acids)
Source: RefSeq, a predicted model, not a curated record